Messenger RNA from Hemicordylus capensis (graceful crag lizard), 1530 nucleotides. Its product is annotated as transmembrane protein 45B-like. Lineage: Eukaryota; Metazoa; Chordata; Lepidosauria; Squamata; Cordylidae. The record is from RefSeq and is a predicted model, not a curated record. The transcript is spliced from 6 exons. The coding region runs from base 133 to 990 and encodes 285 amino acids.
CUCCUCCCCUUACCUGUGCAUGAGUCUCACCUGAACCCAGCUCCUGCAGCUCACACCUCUAGGGUGUCUCAGCAGAAUCCACUGGGCAGCAUUAGCAAAGGAAGAAACAGCACCACAGGUCCAAGUUCCACAAUGCCAAGCUUCACAGGCAGUGCCCUCCAAGGAACCUUCUUCCUCCUGCUCGGACUAUGGUGGUCUAUCAAGUACCCCGUGAAGUACAUCCUGCGAAAGCUCAAUGCAGACAACCAGUCCAGUCGUUGGAUCCAGUGUAUGGAUAUUGUAGAAGGGACAGCCAAGACCUUCUUUGCUCUAGGAGGGAUCUUGGCUGAGCAGUUUGACCCAGAUGGCCCCCACAUGUCUCUCUAUGAUGAAGACACCAAGAACUGGGUGCAGCUGAUGAACUGGCAGCACAUGACCAUGUACCUGUUCUACGGCUUUUCUGGUGUGGUGGACGUUCUCACGUAUUCCCCAAUCAAGUUGCCAGUAGGGCUGGAUCGCCUCCUGGUGGCCAUAGCAUUGUUAACCGAAGGCUUCCUAUUCCAUUUCCAUGACUACGAGGGUGCUGCGCUGAGUGAACACAUCUACUCCCUCUUGCUCAUCGCGGUAUUUGGAGGUGCCCUCUGCGCCCUGUUGGAGGUCUUCCAGCGAGAUCACAUCCUCCUUGAGCUCUUCAGAGCCAGCCUCUUCAUCCUCCAGGGAUCCUGGUUCUGGCAGAUUGGGUUUGUCCUGUAUCCACCGGGGGGCGCUCCAGGCUGGAAUCAAGCCAGUGAUGGAAACAAGAAUUUCCUGACCAUCUGCUUCUUUUGGCACUACGCCGUUGGUCUGCUUGUGAUGGUAGUCAACGGUGCUGCCAGCCACUGGUGCGCGAACAACUGUUCAAUAAACAUAGAUGAUAUCGAUCUUGAACUCGACAUUGGGUUUUGCUUCCGAAGGAAGAACACAACCCUGGAUCCUGUUCUCCUACCAGAGAAUAGUGGAGAAGAGAAAUGAAGGUGUGAGUUCUUGAGCAUAUUUCCCUUAUUCUACAGACAUUUAAGGUCGACAAGAUUUUAACUGGCAAUUUAUAUAGUGUGUGUUCUUUAUAUUAAAAAUGGAAGGGGAAAGAGGCUUGCGAUCUCUUACUUGGCAAUGACGUUGCCCACAAGAACGUACACCAGAAAAUAAAGUGACUGAGAUUUCCCACCACUCCAACUUUUUUUUUUUUUUUUUGUAUCCCAAAGGCUCAGAAUUCUAAUGAAUCUUUUUUUUUUAUAGCCUCAGAUAAGUUCAUAACCUGGUCAUCUUUGGAGGAAUGUUUGUUUUUCAGGAACAAUCAACUUCAAUAUUAACCAUAAGCACUGAGAUAGAUGCCAGAUAGUCCAGCCAAGACGAGUUUUUGAGGCCCCUUUUGUCAAGACAAUAAACAUGCUCUGGAAUUGAUUAGCAGUACAGUCACCUCCAAUUGGUAUGGCUAAUAUUUCAUUGCCUGUUUUGUAUGGAGUGUGAUGUGUGUGUUGUAUUAUUGCAAAUAAAAAUCCUAUUUUUAAAACU